AUGGCUCUUGCAACACUCGACACUGCAUUCAUCGUUGAGUACGGUCUCUCAGCGUUCACCGUGCUGGCGGUCCAAUUUUAUUAUUUGCACAAUGCGUGGCAACUUAUGUCGAAGCGAUGGAUUCAGAUACCGUUGACGGUCGCCACGGUGAUACUUGCAGUAACCUCGUGUGCAUGCAGUCUUACAAACGUGUUCAUGGCAAAUGCCGACCGUCAUCUGCCAGGAAUCUUCCAGGUCACCGAGAUUCCUAUAGCGAUGCAGACUGUCUCGGCCUCAAUUGCGGAUGUCUUCCUCACAGCGACGCUGACGCUGGCCCUGCGCAAGGGCCGAACUGGAUUCAGACACACCGAGGCGCUGAUUCACACCCUCUCCGUCUUUGUCAUCAACCGCGGAAUUCUAACCACGAUCCUUCAAUCCACUCAAUUCCUUACUUAUAUUUGCCUUCCCGCCACAGACUUGGCGUGGGCCCUUGUUCAUUUUCCAGGUUGCAAGAUCUACGUCAACUCGUUGUUUGCCAUCCUGAACGCUCGUCGUCACUGGAGAGAAAAUAUUGUCAAUGCAGCAGAGACGGGCCUCUCGGUACAAGACAUUCCACUCGAUACCGUUGAGAGAAUGGGGCAGAAAAGCUCAUGGUUCCGAUCGCGGGAAUCAAAACGCUCAAGCACCAGUGGACCCAAAGCUGUUAUCCAAUUCACAACGGAAGUUGUGCGCGAUGACGGCGGGCAACCAGCAGACUCACGUGCCAAGUCUCAGCCGUUUUCAUAGGGUGAUGUUCCUCGACGAUCGUCGUAGAGGAUCACAACGUAGACACGGCAUUAUGAGUGUAGCGAAGUAGCCCUGAUCGAGAUCGCGCAUGGCUCACUGCAGUUCGUCCACGCCUGUCCGGCAACGCCGCAUUCAAUCCCGCGCACUGGUCCAUCUGCCUGUAGGACGCACUUCCUGUUCACGACUACUGUACAUAGUUCUAUAUUGCUGUAGGAACACGGGCCUCAGCCCG
Molecule: messenger RNA, 997 nt
Organism: Postia placenta MAD-698-R-SB12
Lineage: Eukaryota; Fungi; Basidiomycota; Agaricomycetes; Polyporales; Adustoporiaceae
Exons: 17
Coding region: 1-765 (254 amino acids)
Source: RefSeq, a predicted model, not a curated record